AUGUCCGAUGCUACUCAGGAAGCAUUGGCACAACUGAAACAAACUCUAGAGUUUCUAACGCUACAGCAACAAGUCAAUUCUACGUCUGGUAAUGCGCUAAAGGUACAAUCCACAAGCUCAAGACAGUCAACAAUCUCAAAAAACGACAAGGACAACUACUUCAAAAAGACUAGUCAAGACUAUAUCGAUUUCACAUAUGAAAGUCCAACUAUCUACCAUGUUGUAGACUUUUUUUCCAAGAAACUAGACGACGCUGGGUUCACUUACUUGAGCGAAAAGUCUGCAUGGGGUGAAGUGAAACCCGGUAAGUACUAUACAAUCAGAAAUGGCACUAACUUGGCAGCGUUCAUUCUUGGUGAAAACUGGAAAUACGAAUCUGGUGUAGGCGCCAUUGGUGCUCACAUCGACGCCCUCACGGUCAAAUUGAAACCGGCUUCCCAGAAGGACGAUGUUGAAGGGUUUCAACUGCUGGGUGUAGCGCCCUACGGCGGAACUUUGAGCACUCUUUGGUUCGACAGAGACUUGGGAAUAGGUGGUAGAGUGCUUGUCAAGGACGAGUCAUCUGGUAAAAUCGAAGCCCGCUUGAUCAAUUCUAGUCCCCAGCCUAUCGCCAAGAUUCCCUCAUUGGCUCCACAUUUUGGUGAACCUGCAAAUGGUCCUUUUGAUAAAGAAGACCAAGCGGUGCCCGUGAUUGGUUAUACAUCAUCAGAUGACAGCGACGAGGACGAAGACCAUGAGGAUGAGUCUAAGUCACCCCUUUACGGAAAGCAUCCUAUCGGUCUUCUUAGAUACAUUGCUGAUUUGGCCAAUGUCAAGGUAAGCCAACUUGUUCAAUUGGAUCUUGACUUGUUUGAUGUCCAGAAGGGAACCCUAGGCGGCUUGAAGAAUGAGCUACUGUUCGCACCACGCAUUGAUGACCGCAUUUGCAGUUUUGCUGCUCUUCAGUCGUUGAUCGAUUUUUCCAAAGAGGGCUCCAUCCCUUCAGAAACAUUGAACGUUGUGACGCUGUACGACAACGAAGAAGUGGGUUCUCUAUCCAGACAAGGUGCUAAAGGUGGACUUCUAGAGAGUGUGGUGCAAAGAGUGGCCGCCAGUUUACACGGAAACGACCCUUCGAUUUUGCGUACAACUUUUGCCAAUUCAAUCAUCUUGUCUGCCGAUGUGAACCAUAUGUUCAACCCUAAUUUCAAGUCUGUGUAUUUGGAGCAUCACAGACCCAAGCCUAAUGUCGGUGUAACUCUUUCGCUGGACUCGAAUGUGCACAUGUCGACUGAUGUGGUUGGUGUCGCAUUCACCGAGGAAUUGGCCAAACUGAACGGUGACAGGGUUCAAUAUUUCCAGAUCAAGAACAACUCCAGGUCAGGAGGGACUAUCGGGCCAUCAAUUGCCUCCCAGACGGGUGCUAGAACUAUUGAUUUGGGAAUUGCCCAGCUGUCGAUGCACAGUAUAAGAGCAGCUACUGGUUCUAAAGAUAUUGGGCUGGCUAUUAAAUUCUUUAAAGGGUUUUUCACCAAUUGGAGAACCGUUUACGACACCUUUGGUGACCUCUGA
Messenger RNA from Lachancea lanzarotensis, 1551 nucleotides. RefSeq names its product LALA0S02e02718g1_1 (gene APE1). The record is from RefSeq and is a predicted model, not a curated record. Gene Ontology annotation, biological process: proteolysis. Gene Ontology annotation, cellular component: fungal-type vacuole. NCBI's taxonomy places the organism in Eukaryota, Fungi, Ascomycota, Saccharomycetes, Saccharomycetales, Saccharomycetaceae. Bases 1 to 1551 code for a protein of 516 amino acids. The transcript has a single exon. Gene Ontology annotation, molecular function: zinc ion binding; metalloaminopeptidase activity.